UAAAUUAAACUGAUUCUAUUUCCAAAAAACACCCCAAAAAACAGACAAAAGUAGAUAGGUACUUCUUAAUAUAUCUUCCCACAAUUAUCUAGUACAAAUAGUUUUCAUAGCAAACCUGAGACAGAAGAAUAGACAUGACAAAACUGUAGGAGUUCAUUAUUUCCUUAGGACACAAACAAAUAAGUUAGCUGAAAAAGUGCACGAAAUUGAAAUUGUUGUAAUAAAAGAAAUCAAUACUCAUAAAAUAUUUAUUAUCAACGACCUAUACUUUACACUAUUGAUUUUAUUCAUUUCCCGAGAAUUGUGAAGUCGUUUAUGAGUUAUUCAAAUAAAUAGUGUAUCUAGAAAUCUUUACUAGAUUGCAAAAUAUCAAAGGAAGAUGAUAACAUUAAAUACAUGUCCUCAUGAAGUAAAAGUCGGAGUUCGUUACAUCAUGUAUGUUAAUUUAAUGCUUUUGAUCAUCACAGAAGUAUCAGAUACGAGAAGAUUUCCCAUGUCAAGUAUUAGGAAAUUUAGAACUCAUCGUAAACCGACUCUACGGGUGAUCCACGGCUGGCCGGAUUCCAUGAAUGAAUAUCCUUAUGUAAUCGCUCUCAUAUUUAAUGAAACAUACUACAGAAGUUGCACAGGUUCACUCAUAAAAGAAACGUGGGUUCUUACUGCAGCACACUGUAUUUCACCUGAUUUAGCAUAUGUGAGAUGUGGUAAUAUGAGCAUCCCUUGGGAAGAAACUAAAUGUAAAUCAAAAAUUUUAGAACAGAUUGUACAUCCAUCUUAUAUCGAGUCUGAUAUUGCGAUCGUUAUAGAUAUUGCUUUAGUGCGCAUUGAGGGACUAACAAAACAUAGUCUAGGAAGAUUGCAUGGAGCUGAUUUUAAAACACUUAUAGGUCGUGCGGUGCGCUUCGCUGGCUUCGGGAUGACAUAUCACUCAUACGAUUUUGGUCCUGCACCAUAUGAUGAAUUAUGGGAUAAAGACGAAAAAAGGGAAUUACAAGUGGGUGAAGGUGUAAUUUUUGAAGUCGAAGAAUUAAUAGCUGUGGCUCCAAAAUGUACCGAUAUACGCCAUAGUCCCUAUUUUGGAGAUUCUGGUGGACCAUUGAUUGUCGAUGGUAAAAUUGUGGGCGUGUUAGCCUUAUUAAUCUAUGAUUACAUGGCAAGCGGUCGUUAUAUUGAUGAGAAACAUCCAGAUCAUUAUUAUUAUAUACCUGUCAGCCCAUAUCUUAACUGGAUACGAUGGACCAUCAAUAGUAAAACUCGACAUUAACUAAUACAAGUCUAGGAUUAAUUUUCUAAUCUAUUGACCGGUAAGAAUGAAAAAAGUCAACGGCAGAAUCGAAAAUGCGUAAAAAAGCUUCAUCUAAGAAAGUAUUACUGAAAAACAACUUAACGACAUGCGUUCUUGCCUACAAUUUACAAUGUGAACUUGAUCGCUAGCAUAAAAGCAUUGAACUAAAUUGAAUGGUAUGCGAGAGAAAUAUGGAGACCGUAAAACUGGUAGAUCGAGUCAGUAGAAAAACGCUAUCUUCCAACACAAAAAUCAUUGAUGUUGGAGAGGAGGCAUCUAAAUUGAAAUGAAAUUGACGAGUCGGCAAAAUUCGAGUGGCCGCACCACACGCGAUCUUUUUAUCUUGUGAUUUAUGAAACCCUAAAAAUGUCUAUUUGAAGAUAACUGAACUUGUAGCCCGUGGUUGAAAAGAUUUGACAUUUGAUAGCGAGAUCGGACAAUGGUUGAAUUUUCAAAAAAUAAUGCAAAUUGUAAUUUAGCCUUACGUCGAGAUGAAGCGGGAUCAAUCAACUAAAAAUGUACUAUAUAUAUAUUUAACAGCCCCGUCGUAAAAAACUUGACAAUUAAAUGUAUGUUAAUUUAAGCGCUCACGUCGUUAAAAUAUGCAAUAACUAGAUAAAAGCUAUUAUGUCUAUGUAAACAAGGGCUUAAGGCUAGUUGAGAGAGCUUACGCUGGCUUUUCUUUGUCUGAGUGCAAUUAAAAUUUCGUGUAGCCGUUGCAUCUACUUCACUUACUUUGAAAUGUGAAAAAUCGACGAAACUAUAAUUUUUUGGAUGCAAUACGAUUCGAUUAAUCGAGGUAUUUUUAUCUCUUUUGCAUAAAAUUUUCGUUAUAAACCAUAAUCAUCAUAUAAAUUAAUAAAUUUUUAACACAAUUAUUUAAUGGAGCACUACUACUUUCACCGGAUAACGCGUAAUGACGACCGCAACAAGUUGGUUGUCAAAUUUUGGCACUUGAUGAUAUUCUUUUUGCCAGGCAACUUAACUAGCAAUGUAGUAUGUAAACUUAGUCAAUAAUCAAGAAUACUCUCAAUUUCGUAUAUAAUAAGAUCGAAGUUAAAUAAAAUACUUGAGCCAUGUUUUUAUUUUUAUUUUAUUUAUUUGUAACGUUUUCUUUCAUAUUAAAAACAUUAUUGAAUAUUUGUAUGACUUUUAGAUUUUAGAAAAUCAAGAUUUUCUAGGAAAUUAUAUUGUUGUGUAAUCAUUAGACAUGAUCUAACAAGUACCUAUUACCUUAGUUAUUAUUAGUUACCAUUAAUUAUUAGUUACCAUCAAUGUUUCAACCUCUUUUUCUUGAAAAAAUAAAACCCCAUAAUAAAUGUGAUCAUAUAAAUAAAUAUCAAUUUAUUUAUAAAUAAAUAUCAAUUUAUUUAUAUGAUCACAUUUAAUAUUAUAAUUUUAUUUCAAUAAUCACAUUUAAUUGCGUAAAUCGAUCGUAAUUGUACUAAUGCAUCUAUAGUGAUAUGCCAAAAACGCUCACAUCGAAUUGUAUAGAAUAAAUUCCGUAUGAGCACUCUUUACCAAAACUCUAUGUAACCACCUAAAUUGUUUGCAUAGAAGUAAUUUUCUUAUCAAAGUUCAACAGUAGUGACGUACUCGGUUAUUUUGUUCUUCUAGAUAGGUACGUAAUUCUGUGAUCUCAAUAUUUUAUAUGAACACAUUGUAUCGUAUUGGUCAUUAGGGUAUUAUCACAAUGGAGUGCCGAUUUCUCUGCCUUCCAAUAUAUGGGGUCAGAUAAAUUGUCCCGGUUAACUUGUUAGCGCUCGUGUAAGUGAACAUAUUUGUUUCAUUUUUUAAUUAUUAUUCGCUAUUAUGUUUGACAUUGUUAAUAAAUUUUAUCUGCAUCUGACUCAGUUUUUUGUACAAUACCCAAAAACGAAGUGUUAUGGGAUCGGUGAAAGGUUUCAAAUGGUAAUCACAGAGAAUAUAUAAAAAUAAUGUAUGUAUGGUCUAUAUAAUUGUAUGAAAAUUUGUCAAACUAAAAUAUAG
This is a messenger RNA of Plodia interpunctella (Indianmeal moth), 3274 nucleotides long. Its product is annotated as mast cell protease 3-like. The coding region runs from base 380 to 1264 and encodes 294 amino acids. Lineage: Eukaryota; Metazoa; Arthropoda; Insecta; Lepidoptera; Pyralidae. The transcript has a single exon. Gene Ontology annotation, molecular function: serine-type endopeptidase activity. Gene Ontology annotation, biological process: proteolysis. The record is from RefSeq and is a predicted model, not a curated record.